AUGGCCAGACUGGCAGUUAGGUCGUUUCAGACGUUCCAGUCGUUUUGGGACAGAGGCCUGGACAGAGGCCUGGACAGAGGCCUGGACAGAGGCCUGGACAGAGGCCUGGUUCUGGCCUGGAUGCCGGGGGCUGAUUUCACCCAGACGUCGCCCCCCCUCCCAGAGGGCCCAAAAGCUGCCCAGGGCCAGCAGCCCAAAGUCCUGGGUCCCCUGGACAGGGUCUACCAAGAGAUCGCCAUCCUGAAAAAGCUGGACCAUGUCAACAUUGUCAAACUGGUGGAGGUGUUGGAUGACCCUGCUGAGGACAACCUGCACAUGGUGUUUGAGUUGAUGCGGAAGGGUCCAGUGAUGGAGGUGCCAUGUGACAGCCCCUUCUCUGAGGAGCAGACGAGGCUGUAUUUCAGGGAUAUUGUCCUGGGCAUCGAGUACUUGCACUACCAGAAGAUAGUCCAUCGGGACAUCAAGCCCUCCAACCUGCUGCUAGGGGACGACGGCCACGUGAAGAUCGCUGACUUUGGAGUCAGCAACCAGUUUGAGGGCAACGAUGCCCUUCUGUCCAGCACAGCGGGCACCCCCGCCUUCAUGGCGCCAGAGACCUUGUCCGACAACCUCAAGAGCUUCAGUGGCAAGGCGCUGGAUGUGUGGGCCAUGGGCGUGACUCUCUACUGCUUCUUAUUCGGGAAGUGCCCCUUCAUUGAUGAAUACAUCCUGGCUUUACACAAUAAGAUCAGGACCAAGUGCGUGGAGUUUCCAGAAUCGAAAGACCUCAAUAAGGAGCUGCAAGCGCUCAUCCUGAGAAUGCUGGAUAAGAACCCAGACAACAGGAUCACCAUACCUGAGAUCAAGCUGGACCCGUGGGUGACCCUGUGGUCCAUGGAGCCCAUGCCGCUGGAGGAGGAGCACUGCACAGUGGUGGAGGUGACGGAGGAGGAGGUGCAGAACUCCGUCAAGUUUGUCCCCAGCCUGUCUGCUGUGAUCCUGGUGAAGGCCAUGCUGAGAAAGCGCUCCUUCAGCAAUCCCUUUGAGUGUCCCAGCAGGAGGGAGGAGAGGUCCAUGUCUGCACCCGGAAACCUGCUCAUGGACUCGUGGCCGUUCCGCCCCUCUUUUAAACUCCACCCCUCUUUAAGGAAAGGCAGCAGUGGUGAGGGUUCGAGGGAGGGAGAGCUGGAGGACUUGCACGAAGACGAGCCCUCGUCCUGAGAGUCUCCCCGGCUCCCGUCGCCCCAGCUCAGCUCCACGUUCCUCUGACGUCUCCUCCCCUUUAAAUCCCUGCACAGGCCACUCCCCUCAGCCCAAAUGCUCCUCCCCUUUAAAUCCCGCCUGCCUGCACAAUACCUCUUGCCCUUUAAGUCCACAACGAACUCGGAACUCGUAGUCCCAUUCUCUUGCUGAUCCCUUUAAAAGAUAUUUAAACUCCUGUUCUCUCUCUCUCUCUUUCUCUAUACAUCUAUCGCUUGAGAUCUAUUGGAGAUCCAUAUGUUUCGCUUUCUCCAGCUCUCCUCUGCGUUCCUGUCUCUCUAUCCAGUCCCGUGCUUUGGAACACCCAGUUAUCUAGCCCUCCUUCCAGACCUUCCCUCCACAUACUCCCCCCCCUCCACCCCCCCCAUACCCCCCCGCACUGCAAGCCAAGAGGACCCCUCCCGUCGUCACCGGUCCAGAAGACCACCCGGAUGUCCUUCUGCUGGCGUCUCACUUAACAACCGCAUGAACGUGUUUAUGGUAUUCGUGGUGCUCUGUGAUUCCCAACCUUGCCCUGCAUGGUGAGCCGUUUCAGCCGUCCGUCCCAGUCAGAGGUCCCUCGGGUGCACCAUGAGAGACGGAUUCGCCCCCAGAAAAAAAUCCGAAACAGCAUGCUGAUGACUUUACAGCGCCCCCUGCAGUCCGACCCAAGAGCCGACGCUGGCUCUCACCCUCUCCCCCGGAUCAAUUCAGCUGCAGUGUUGUAUAUAGGCAGUCAGUUGACUGUCAAUGUUGAUGUCGCACCCAUUCAAACAGACUAAGCUUUUUCUAGUCCUUCCUCCUGCCUUUGGAACAGCAUCGUCCUGGCUGUCUUCAGAGCCUGCCCUGUGUUGCUGUUAGUCGUCAAGGCCUUGCACAGACUGCUUCCACAGGAUCCUGUUAGUUGUUAGCGGUUGGGUCUUCUGCUUCCUACAUUGAUUACUUGUCUCGGGGCUUGAUGAUGUGGUGUGGCAGGCUGUUUCAUCAUCACAGUCUCCCCUCUUCCUGCUGCUGCCUCUCCCUCUGAUGUCGCUGUUGAGAUUCGUCUCUUUGACACCGAUUGGUCGCCUGUUUUCGCGCGUUUUUUCCCCUCAUUCUCUCGUCGUCGCCAUAUCACAAUCGAGAUGGAGGGAAAUGCCGUGUUUGUGUGUGUGUGUGUACGUGUUUGUGAUUAGCCUAAGACAGUUCUGUAAUCAUUGGAAGCAUCUAUUUCGAGUAGAGCCAUCUUACGAGGGAGUGAGUCACCAUGUUUGGUGAUGCAAAAUCAGAGAGGAGAAGAUUGAGUCCCCUCUCUCCAUUUCCAUCUCAUUCUCCUUCACUCACUCACACACACUCUCUUUCUCUCUCGCUCCCUGUCAACCCAGGCAUAUUGUCUUCUGGAUAAGAGCAUGUUGACAGUCUAAGUGCGCUGAUAAUUUUCGCUGCUCUGAAAAGGGCCCCUUUUCGAUAUGGUGAUUAUUCCCAGCACAAACAAAAACAGUUCUCUUUUCACGUCAAUACUAUCCCCUCGUGGUUGAUUAGAACGGCCCAGUGCAGAGCUGUGCGUUUUCCCCUCCCUUUCUCCCUCUCUUUCCUCCCCUGUCACUCUUCCAAUCCACUGCUCUGGCACAAAGCCCUCCUCUGAGAAGGAAACCAGAGCUGUACGUGCCACAGGUAUACCAUAGAGAAUUUUUGCAUGUAGAGUUGUUUAAAUGUUGCCCUCUCAUUUCAAAUGAUGGUAAUUACAACUCAUGGAGACAUCCCAUUUGUUGGAUUAAUUUGUUAAGUACUGUAUAUACCACAUCCAGGUAUCAUGUACAUCUGUUAAUGCCGUAAAAGGUUGUUUCGGCGGUGGAUCCGUAUGGUUCUCUCUGCCCGUCCUUCUCAAAGACGUAGAAACAGCUAGCGUGUGAAGACAGAGGGAUGCUCUGCUGACUCGCCCAUGUGGCGUUUUCUCCCUCCUUCUUCACACUUCCUCUUCACCUUCUCUUCCUUCUCUUCCUUGCUUUAAUGCGUUCCUGGCGCUACAUCAUUUCCACCAUGCCCAUUCAUUUUAAUCAGCCAUUUGACUAAAGUUCCGGAGCUUGUUUUUUUUCUGCUUGUCCUCCUCCCUGUGUGCAUUGUGGAGCGGUGUCCUCAUGCAGUGGGAGGGGCUUAUAUUCAGGGGGGCGGGCGGGGGGGAUUAGACAUCUGUCUUGUCUCCAGGUGAACCUCUGGGCUCAGAGAAACCCCCCGUCUACCUUCUCUCAAACACCUUCUGGGUCAUCAAGAGGGAAUACCAUUUGAUGUCCUUUCAUCUGAGAGACUUACUUAAAGGGAAAUCCGCGGAACAGAUGAUUUUAUCUUUGGACACUCAGAUGUCUUGUGCUUGAGACGAGCUUGGUCUGUGUCUGAUGUGUAUAUUCCAUGUGUGAGAAGUGCAAUAUUGUUGUCAUCCUGUCCCAGGGUCGUGUUGUAAAUGUCGGUUGAAGUCCGGCUCAGCUUUGAAGGCAGUUGGGGCACUAUAUUUUGGUCCUUUACCUCCAUGUACAUUGUCUUCUAUAAUAUAAGCACUGUUAUGCUAAAAGAUUGCACUUUUUCCCCCCUCUUAUACUCCACGCAACUGUCACCCCAGCCAACAGCAACACCUGUCAACAUUCUUGUGCUCUUUUGUAAAAUGACUCAGUAUGAUGCAUUCACAUAUAAAUGUAAUUUUCCAAUAUGGAAAGGUUAACACUACCGUUUACAGCAAAAUUCAGUACGCUUCAUUUAAUGUUGAUUUACAUAUUUAAAAGACACUGUACAUAUAUAUAUUGUUGUAUUUUUACUGAUAGAGUAAAAUCUUCUUUUAUUGAUGAACCUGAGGGCUAUGUGCGAGAGGGCAUGUAGGUCAUGUUGAGGACAUUAGGACGGUGACUUUUUCCUGUUGUUUGCAUCGCUGCUAUGUCAUAUGUAACUGUCCUGAUAUCUGUUUUGAAGGUGCCUGUUGUCACUGUGUUAAUAGAUGUGUGUACCGUGCUGCAUUUCUCUGAAUGUACUUGUUGACGUUUGUCCCACAUACAAAAAAAGCAUGGCACAUAUGUACGGAAUGCAACGGUUACAAUGUAAAUAUGUACCAAUAUAUAAAAAGCUAUUUUUUGCAUGCUUUUUGUACACCUAGACAUAAUCAAAGACAAUAAAAAUAUCAGAAUGACUUCAGAAUGAGUCAAAUUUAAUGUAGAACCCUACAACUUUG
Molecule: messenger RNA, 4411 nt
Organism: Hypomesus transpacificus
Lineage: Eukaryota; Metazoa; Chordata; Actinopteri; Osmeriformes; Osmeridae
Gene: camkk1a
Product: calcium/calmodulin-dependent protein kinase kinase 1, alpha a
Biological process (GO): activation of protein kinase activity; CAMKK-AMPK signaling cascade; protein phosphorylation
Molecular function (GO): ATP binding; protein kinase activity
Source: RefSeq, a predicted model, not a curated record